AUGGAGAUGCAGAAUGAAGAGGCUGACAGUCAGUUGGCAUCUGAACAUGUGCUGGUGGCAGCAUCCACCCAGCCCCCUAUCCUGCACAAACACAGACAAACAUGUCUCAGAAGGGUGCUCGCGAGCGCCCCCUUUGCGGUCGAUAUGUGCACUUUUACCGAGCGUGCACUGGUGCGAGCUCCGCAGCAGACAUCUUCCCGACAGUCAAAGCGGCAUUACGUCACGAAAAGACAACUCGGCUUGUCCUCGGAGGAAGCUCUAUCUCAGCUUCAUACUCAGCUGUCAUCUGUCCUACAACAACACAGAGAGAGCUGUAUAAAAGACAGCCAAUGGAAGGCAGCAUGGAGCAGAUGUUUUCUGCAUCACUCUGUCCGUUGGUCCAGUCUCCACUGGUCAGGGGUUUUACUGACAGCCCUGUGUGCAACAAGUCUGAUCACCUGCCAUGUGAUUGAACCAAACAGUGAAAGCACAGCUUUGAUUGGCGGAUGCACAGUGUUGCUUCUCCUUCUGGCUGGGCUGGUUGCCAUGACAGUCCUCCAGUGGCUGAAGAGAGAGGAGAUGCCCCACAGAGUCGAGGCUUUACUGAACACUUUGCAGGUUAAACUCUUUGAAUGCAUCACAGAGUUCUGGAAACAUCCUUCCUCUGAUUGGUUAAGAGGCACAGAGGACCUGUUUGCCCCACCCUCCCCUGCCGUGUCACGACAGUGGGCCUAUCGUGACGGGAAACUGGUCAAUCUACCUGUCAGUCUGCUUGUGGAGGGUGACAUCAUCUCUUUACGCCCUGGCAGUGAAGCACCAACUGAACUAAGAGGAAUUCAGGAAGAAGAGCAUGUUGUCUUAUCCCGCAGUGAUGUGUUUAGUCACCUCUCCUCUCCCCCAUCCCCAUUGGAUAGUGGAAGGCCCCGCCCACAUCGUUUGCUCCAACCGCAGCUCUUCAGGGUAAUGAAGACUCCGGCAGCUGAAGUGGUUCAGAGGUGUUUGGAGCUCUAUCAGCACAGACCUGUGUCUGUUCUGGAUAAUGAACGUUUCACUGUGCAAAGUUUACUAGAGAGAGGCCCAGCGCCUUUUGUCUUGGUGCUGCUCCUGGUUUUGAAUCUGUUGCGUAUUUUGUUUGGCGCUCCUGGUGUGGGACCGUGGCCUGUUACACUCCUGCAGCUACCUGUGAAUGGCGUUUUACCUCUGUUGCCCAUGACUUUCCCCCUGCUUUGGGUUUUCGUGUGCAUGUACGGAGAGGCCUGUGUUCUUUUACAGAUGGGCUCGGAGCCAGCGGACUGGUGGGAACUGUGGAAGUUGACCUGCAAGAAAUGUUACUCAGUGUUCUGGGGUCAAACAUCGACACUCUGCCACACCGCUAGUUUGCUGCACAGUCUGGGAUCUGUAACUGUCCUGUGCUGUGUUGAUAAGCAGGGUAUUCUCUCAUGGCCCAGUCCAAACCCUGAAAAGAUUCUGUUCUUCAGCAAGUCCGCCUCAUCACAAGAGACAGAAAGACAGAGGCAAAAAGAGGCAAAGAAAGAAAAAGACAAAGAUGAAGAAGAGGUUGGCUUGAAGGACCCCGUUCAGAUCCGCUCACUCUGCAGUCUAGAGAUGUUGAGUUUGUCGGUGGGUCAGGCUCAGUGUGAUGACACAUGGGUGCAGUUUGAUGACACUUGCUGGCAACGCCACGCCCCUUCUCUUCGGCCUCUGGGAUUGGCUUUGCAGUUAGUCCUCUGCGACCCUGGAGUUGCCACCCGCAUGCUCCGCCUCUCUGACCACCUGACCCAUGCUGCGCUGGUGCGCACUCGACCCCCUUGUCAGCCAGUCCGCCCACCCUGGGGGCUCUGCCAUCUACCAAGGAUUCUAGGCUUCUCCACCUCCGCAAAGGAGCCUUUCGAACAGAGAAUGAGUGUGGCAGCCUACACCCUGCCCUCCAUCUCCUGCCCUGGAGACCCAGGGAUCAUUGCACCACCUUCUGUGUCAAUGAGACGGCUUCCUUUCUCACAUCUCAUAGCACUGCUGGUGCACCACACUCAAACUGGAGAUCUUCAAUUAUUCUCAUAUGGCUCAGCUGAUGUAGUUUUGGGUGCAUGCACUGAAUUCUGGGAUGGAGAGGAUAUUCAACGCCUCACCGACUCUGACAGGAAGAAAGUUGUGGAUUUUUAUCAGCGUUCUUGUAUGGCUGGUCAGUGUGUGGCUGUUUCCUUUAAGCCACUGUUGCAACCACAUGACCCAGAAAUAGAUGACACCUGUGUGGAGCUGCCUUUCAAUCACAAUACUGAUACUACAGAUGAUAUCUCUAUCACACCCCUCAGGCAGCAAAUCUUUCUUGGUCUGGUGUCAUCACAGUUUCAAGCCCGUCCUGAUGUGGUCAGACUUAUCUCAGGGCUGGACAGUGCUUGCAUUCGUUUUGUCUAUUUUUCCAUUGAAGAGGAAGUUCGAAGUAAGGUGUUUGCUGAGAAAAUGGGACUGGAGACAGGAUGGAACUGUCACAUCUCCCUCCAAUCAGAGAGCUUCCCUCUCGACCCAGAUAACGUGGAGGAGCCAGAGACAGAGGAAGAGGAGGAAAUUCUGCUAAGAGACAGUGUCAGAGAGAGGACAGAGUCAAGGGCCAUGGAGCAUGAUGGGGCAUGUCUUAUCGAGGACUUAAACAGGGCCAAACUUCCAAAAGGAAUAGAGAAUGUGAGGCCACAUCUGGAGAACAUUGAUAAUGUUCCAUUGCUGGUCCCUUUAUUUACAGACUGCACAUCUCAGACUGAAUGUGAGAUGGUGUGUAUCAUGCAGGAGUAUGGAGAGGUCGUGUGCUGCCUCGGGAGCAGUCAAAACAUCAACAACAAUGAAAUCUUCCUACAAAGCGAUAUCAGCAUUGGUUUAGAUCCUCUGGUUCCCACAUGUUGUUGGUCCACUUCUGAUGCAGCUGAUGAAACUUUAAACACUUCAGACUCUGUGAGUGUAUCGCAGCUCUCUAGCGCCAUCUGUGGGCUGGCCUGCACAGUACAGUUUAACCAAAAAGACAACAACACAGUCAUCAGGCUCAUCAAACAGGCACGUCACACCACGGCAGGCAUCAGAAAGUGUUUUCUGUUCUUGCUCCAGUGUCAGCUGUCCCUUGUUCUCAUUCAGAUUCUGGCAUGUGUGUGUCAACUUCCUCCUCCACUGGGCACAAGUGAUGUCCUCUUUCUGUCCUGUUUCUAUUUUCCCUUACUCAGUGUGUCCCUCCUGGGAAAGCCAUCUGACAAUUCCAUCAUGAAAGUUCCAACUGGGAAAAAUCUCAGAUUCCUACCAAAAAAGACAUUGCGGUUGUUUGUGCUGUGUUUCCUGGUGAAGUUUGGUCUCACCGUCUGCACCUUCCUCACAUGCUUUGGCCUCCUGCUGCACAGCUUCUGCCUUGAUAUUAACCACCAAGAUGAAGACCUGUGUCACCCAGCAGCACUUCUCAAGUAUGUGGAAAUGAAUUCAACAGUGUGGUCUCCAGAUUGGUACGGCAGGCAUUCUGAUGGUCUCUCUCUGGCUCAGAAAGUCAUCGCCUUCCUUGUGCUGCUCAAUGCCAUGUGUACAUCCAUCAGUCAUGUGCAUCGCUCGGCUCCCAUGUGGAAACAGAGUCCGCUGAGCAACCGCUGCUGGUGUGCCGUCAUCUGCAUUGUGCCGGUUCUUAAUGCUUCUUUAGCGAUGGCGUCCCGCUUCCUGUGGCAUGAUCCGGACCUCCACCAUACGUUCUACAUCUCCGAUAUUCCCAUGGUAACCUGGAUGUUAGGAAUCCUAUGGCUGAUUCCGCUGGUCUUUAUCAAUGAAGGCAUCAAACUGCAUGAGAUCAGGAUGAGGGUGAGAUACCAGAAACGACAGAAGCUUCAAUUUGACACCAAACUCGGCAUGAACUCCCCUUUUUGACACAUCUGUCAAAAACAUGUCAACAACUUAGAUAGGCAUCCUUUAGUAUUGACACUAGGCUUUGGAAUGAAAUAAAAUACAGUGUUGACCUCUAGGUGGCAGUACUGCAAUGACAACAACAUCAGCAACCCCUAAAAGAGACUCUCUCCAGUCUGUAGACAUUAAUGCCCCUUGACCAACAUGAAGUUAUAUCAGUUUAUUGCAUAGUCACUCCCCAACCACCUUUCUGAUUUUCUUGAUUGCAUUAUAAUCAGGCUUUAACUACAUUUACUUUUGUAUUACUUAUUUUUGUAGUUGCACAAUCAGGCACAACCUUUGAUUAGUAUUAUACUUUUCAAUAUUAACAUAUACAUGGUACAGCAUAUUUCUUUCAUGCUUUCAAAAGGAACUUUCAUGCCUGGACUUUACUGACAUUUGAUGUUAUCAUAAAAACCCUUUGCCCAGUAUAUAUCGCCCAGUGAACAGAUGGUAAGUGCUUUUAAUAAAAUGUCAUUUAUGAGAUGCUGGGUCAGCAGAUUUGAGAGUAAUUGACUUGUCAUUCUAUGUGCGUGUGUGAACUACCUGAACACACUUUACUGCUGUCUGAAUAUAGGGAAACGAUGCGAGUGUAUAUAAGCAGCUUUAUGGUUCUGCACACUAGGGAAGAUCUCUGCAUGUGUAUUAGUGAGUGUAUAAUAUAUCUCUUGCACCCAUCUCCCCUUUGUUGUCUCCGUUAAAACAAUGAAAGUCGCUGAUUCGCCAUAAAACUCCCUUAUCAGCUUCCUCUACCUACGGCACAAGCUUCCUCCGUCCUCAUUAAUCUUUCACUGAUAAAACGAAGGUUAACAAACUCUUAAUUCAUCUAAGGAAUACCACCCGCUGUUUGAAUUUGCUCACCUCAAUGUAUGUGUGUACCUGUGAUCAUUUAGUGGUGACUACAAUUUCCUCUCAUCGAGGCCAAAGGUUGCUAAGCAACUCAUCUGCAGUUACUGUCCUUUUGGAAGAUGAUGCUUUGAAUACAAGUGUAUUUAUAUUUUUAAAUUCAUAGACUAAGUGAAUACACACUUUGCAUGUGAUUACCACUGCUGUGCUUUGCUGUAUUUGUGGCUAGAUUUAAAAAUGCCCAUUUACAGUCCAUGUCCAUUUUGUAUGCAUUUAAACACAGGUCACAAGUCAGGUAGAUCACAUGAUCACACCAGCUUAUUCAAGUGACCAUUUAUGUCCCAUAUAUCAUUUGAGCUUGUUAUAUACUUUGGUUGGGAAUAAUUAAUGUGUUCUAGUGUUGAUUAAAGAGUAUCCAGUUACCAAAUCCAAGCAAAUAUAAUCGCUGCAUGUUUCAGUUGCACAGAGAGCAACUGACAUUCUUGUGCCUUAGCUUCAGGUCAACUUAUAAUGAGCAGUGAGAUGUUACUACAAAGAGAGCCAUUAAUCAGGAGAAUUCUAGUUUUAGUGUAUUUUAGUUAGCUGAAUUAUUCUCAUAUAAAAGAAAACUAAGUGAUGUAAAUUUAUGUAAAGUAUGUAACUGCCAGCUAUUUCAUCAUUACCUGGCACUUUGCACAAAUAGGGUGCAAAUUUGUUUCCCAUUCAUUUUAAGGCUCAAAUCAUAUGAUAUGUUAUGUAAUGAAUAAUUGACGAUGGGCUGUUGAAUUAUUAGAAAAAUAAUGCCUCCAGAGGUGGUAAUGCAGCCAUGCCGCGAAGCUGACACACAUUUAUUA
Messenger RNA from Megalobrama amblycephala (Wuchang bream), 5555 nucleotides. Its product is annotated as transmembrane protein 94-like. The record is from RefSeq and is a predicted model, not a curated record. The coding region runs from base 1 to 3861 and encodes 1286 amino acids. Lineage: Eukaryota; Metazoa; Chordata; Actinopteri; Cypriniformes; Xenocyprididae. Gene Ontology annotation, molecular function: nucleotide binding. The transcript has 31 exons.